Molecule: messenger RNA, 1612 nt
Organism: Scylla paramamosain (green mud crab)
Lineage: Eukaryota; Metazoa; Arthropoda; Malacostraca; Decapoda; Portunidae
Product: mitochondrial import inner membrane translocase subunit Tim21-like
Exons: 6
Coding region: 176-820 (214 amino acids)
Biological process (GO): protein import into mitochondrial matrix
Cellular component (GO): TIM23 mitochondrial import inner membrane translocase complex
Source: RefSeq, a predicted model, not a curated record
AAGCAUUCACGUAAUAAUAAACAAGAUCAAGAUCAUUCGGACCGCAGUGAGAGAAGGGAAACAGAAACCUUCCGAACCACUGAGUACCGUGAGGAAAUCAGGAAGUGGAACGCCCACAUUAUAAUAACUGUGACUGAAUGUGACCGUUCAGUGGCACACCCAAGUGUAGCCAGCCAUGCUGUUGGUGUCUCGAGAAUUAUGCCGUAAGUGUGUGGCCUUACGGUUGCCUGUGGGUCACACGUGGAAUGUGCGCACUCUUUCUUUAAGUCAGCAUGUGGCAAGAAACAAAAGUAUAUCCAAAGAUGUGAAGUCCCAGCAAGAUGGAGGGUUCACACACAAAGCUCGUGAGGCAACGCGCACCACCACCUACACAGCUGUGAUUCUUGUUGGCAUUGGGGUCACUGGUCUUAUGAUCUACACUGUCUGUAAGGAACUCCUCUCCUCUUUUUCUCCUCAGACUGUCUACGGUGCAGCUCUGGAGAAGUGCAGUGCUCAUCCCAGGGUUGUUGACUUCCUAGGGGACUCCAUCAAGGGUUACGGUGAAGAGAGUCGCAGGGGCCGCCGGCAGCACGUGAGUCACAUGGGCUAUGAGGUGGAAGGCUGCAAGGGAUACCGUAUUAAGUUUCACCUCAAAGGCCAGAGGAGAACAGCAACUGUUAAUCUGGAUGCUCGGCAGACUGCUCAUGGCUGGGACUUCCGGUACCUGUAUGUGCAGCUCGACUCAUACCCUUAUGAAGUGAUAGUCAUUGAGGACAACCGGGAGACCGUCUUUGGGUCAUCAGGUGAGGCCCCAGACUCCUCAGUUCCACUCCGUUCUUGAUGCUGCCUUUACAGUUGCUCAAAAUUACCCCAUAAAUUUAUAUUCAGAUAUUUAAAGAGGAAGUAUUUCCUACAGACAAUACAUAACUUUAAUGUGAGACAGUACAACAUAGUUAAUUUGUAAAAGUGUAACAAGGUUGAUAUUAGGAAUUACAAACAGCAAGGAUGUGAUAUGUACAAGUAUGUUUCAGUUCUUAUAUCCAUAGAGAAUUAAAUUUUGUGGGAUAUACAUAAUACAUAUUAGAUAUUUAUACAGGUAAUGGCUAAUCUAAGAGUUUUGUGGUUUAUAUUGCAGCUAUAAUAUUGUUAAUAAUAUUGUUGCUUAGCUAAGAGUGAUGCAGGAGACCUAUUUCUUAUUGCUCAUCUUCCCAUGUCACUUUUUAGUGAUGAGGACAUCUGAUUGUGUUGUUGCACUGGUUUGAUAUGUGCUCAUUGGUUAAAGACAGACACAGACUAAUUCAAGUCAUGGGCCUGAGUUGUUUGGAAUCUAUGCAAAGAAGAGGCAUGUGAGACAUUAACACAUGCUAUCCUGGCUGCUAAAGUUUGAAAGAAAUUAAGGAAGAGAACCUGAAAAAAUUAUAUUAAUAGGGAAACAAUGACAUGGACUGAUGGGUGAGAUCAUGAAAGAUAAAUUUGGAAGGAGGUACAGGAUAGGAUCUGAAGGUAGCUUACCAUUGGAACUGUUGAAGGCAGCUUAUGGAGUAUGGAGUCUGUACAGUCAUAUUAUAUAUAAGUGAUAUACAAGGCCAAAAAUUCUUGUACAAUUCAAAGUUGAAAUAAAAACAUUACUUGA